CACUGUUGCGUUUUUAUGCACAACAGCACGAUGAGCGUCUGGACGUCUCGGUGCGCUCUCCUGACCUUGCUGUGCCUCUUUCUAAACACUUCGGCCACAGCGUCGACUUUUGAAGUGACAGUGCUUCACACUAACGACAAUCAUGCGCGGAUUGAGGAGACCAGCGUGGACUCGGGGAAGUGUCCAGACAAGGGUCCCUGUUUUGCUGGGGUCGCCAGGAGGUUCACUAAAGUGUCGGAGAUCCGGAAAAAGGAGAAAAAUGUUUUGUUCUUGGACGCUGGAGACCAGUUUCAGGGGUCUGUCUGGUUCAACUUCUAUAAAGGCGCCGAAGCAGCUCACUUCAUGAACAAACUCGGUUAUGAUGCCAUGGCUUUUGGAAAUCAUGAGUUUGACAAUGGAGUGGAGGGUCUGAUCCAGCCCUUCCUCGAAAAUGUUAAUUGCUCUAUGGUGAGUGCAAACAUAAAGCCAGACCAGACCCUGGCCGCAAAACUCAGCAGCUAUUACCAGCCCUACACUGUCAUAAAUGUGGGCUCAGAGAAAGUGGCUGUGGUUGGCUACACCACUGCAGAAACCCCCUUCUUAUCGAUGCCAGGCCAACAUCUAAAGUUUGAGGAUGAGGUGAAGGCACUCCAGGUUCAGGUCGAUAAGCUGGAAACCUUGGGCUAUAAUAAGAUCAUCGCCCUGGGCCACUCUGGCUUUGACAUGGAUCAACAAAUUGCCAAACAUGUGAGAGGGGUUGAUGUCGUCAUUGGAGGACACACCAAUACAUUCCUCUAUACUGGAAACCCCCCAUCCACUGAAGUGCCAGAAGGUCCGUACCCUUUCAUGGUGAGGUCCAAUGAUGGGAGACACGUGCCGGUGGUGCAGGCCUUUGCCUUUGGGAAGUAUCUUGGAUAUCUAAAAGUCACCUUUGACGAGGCUGGGAAUGUGGUGAAAGCAGUCGGGAACCCCAUCCUAAUGGACAGCAGCAUUCCUCAAGACCCAGAUAUCCUCGCUGACAUUAAGAAGUGGAAGAAAGACUUGGCUCAGUAUUCCUCUCAGUACGUCGGACAAACCUUAGUCUACCUCAAUGGGACGUUUCUAGAGUGUCGAUUUCGGGAGUGUAACCUUGGAAACCUGAUCUGUGAUGCUAUGAUUUAUCACAACAUAAAGUAUUCAACUGAGCUGCAGUGGAAUCAUGUGGGCAUUUGUAUGCUGAAUAGCGGUGCCAUACGGACAGCUAUAGACGAACAAUACAAAAAUGGUUCCAUAACAAUGGAGGACAUCCUCACUGUCUUGCCGUUUGGAGGGACCUUUGACUUGGUCAAGAUAAAAGGAUCGACAGUGAGGAAGGCAUUCGAGUACUCCAUUCACAGAUAUGGAAGCAUGUCUGGAGAAUUUCUUCAAGUCUCAGGCAUUAAGGUUCAGUAUGACCUCUCCAAACCAGUGAACCAGCGGGUGGUCUCCUUGUACAUGCUCUGCACUGAGUGCCGGGUUCCCAAGUAUGAACCGCUAGACCCCGAGAAGACGUACACUGUGGUCAUGCCUUCAUACAUAGUGGGCGGAGGCGAUGGCUUUACCAUGAUCAAGGACGAGUUACUGAAACAUAACACAGGUGACAUGGACAUUUCUGUAUUUUCCAAAUACAUUUCGGACAUGAAGCGCGUGUACCCGGCAGUGGAAGGGCGGAUCACGUUCAGGAACUCGGCUUUCCUAGCAGCACACAGCAUGGGUUUGUUGCUGCUGGGUUUAUGUCAGUCUCUGGCCCACUUGUGGCUUUGAUGUUAAACUGCCUGUAAAUUCCUGUGGGGUUUAGUUAACUGCCUUUGCAUGCCUUUAAGGACAGUAAGUAAACAACAAGAUUGUAGAGAAAGCCUCAGUGUAGUUUCAUACAGCGAUUUAAAUGAAUGAUUUUAAGGGCUUUGGAUGACAAGUGUUCUGUAUAACAGCAUCUUUCGUGCAUGUGAGCAAGAUAUUACAGCUGAAGAAGAAUGAAGAACCUUAAUAGAACAUUUUUUAACGUGCAUGUAAGUUCGUUUUUGAGACUGCUCUAGUGCCCAACUUUGUAUUGAGUUAACUAAAGGGGAAGCUGUCUAGCUGCUAUAUAUCUGCCAUGAAUAGAAAUGGAUGAAAACAAACCAAAGCCAAAAGUAUUAAUGCACUGAAUGUUGAAUAUACAUAUUCUUUGAUAUAUUGUAGUUUUUGUAGAACAUCUUCAAUCCUAAACUCACGUUCAUUACCUUUUGAGUGCCACAUGAGAUUUCUUUUCAAAAACAACACUGUGCCUGCUCAUCUAAUAUAUGAAUAAUAACUAUACUGCUACAAGUAUGUCCAUCAAGAUAAAAUAUUGCUAUAGUAGUUUAUGGUCAGUAAAUAAGUUAUACAUGUGUUUCUUCUCAUGAACAUUACCUUUUUCAACCUCUCCUUGUAUGAACUUGACAUGUUUUGUUUUGCCAAGAACCAAAAACCCCGAGCGGAUCAAAUACUUUGUUUCAAACCAAACAUUGACGUUCAUCUGGUUCGUAAUUCCAUCUUUAUAAAGUACUUUUGUAAGCCUGUUAGUACAUAUUUAAAAGGGAAGUAGAAGGCCCUUUCUCAGGUAUUUUUUAACCUAAAAAAUAAAUGGUAUUGUGACAACAGUUUAUCAAUGUGAAUUAUGAUUUUUUUUCUGAAGUAUUAUUCCUGCUGUUAUUGAGUCUGUACAUUACUCGUGUAAUCUUAGUCGACAAAUAGCGUUUAAAUGUGUUUUGUUAUAAUGAUGUAUUGAAUUAUGUCUUGUGAUUGUUUCAAAUAAAACGGAUUUCAUCGUGAACAAU
This is a messenger RNA of Eleginops maclovinus (Patagonian blennie), 2795 nucleotides long. RefSeq names its product snake venom 5'-nucleotidase-like. The record is from RefSeq and is a predicted model, not a curated record. Gene Ontology annotation, cellular component: plasma membrane. Gene Ontology annotation, biological process: AMP catabolic process. NCBI's taxonomy places the organism in Eukaryota, Metazoa, Chordata, Actinopteri, Perciformes, Eleginopidae. Gene Ontology annotation, molecular function: nucleotide binding; 5'-nucleotidase activity; metal ion binding. The transcript has 9 exons. The coding region runs from base 16 to 1761 and encodes 581 amino acids.